GAAACCUCUCCUUCAAGUCAAAAACAAACAAGGAGGAGGAGGAGACAUGAUGGCGAAUUCACAGACGGUUAUGCUUGUGAUCAGAUCAGCACGGCCGACAUUUCGAAACAACCGCGAUAAAGUGGCUUUCGUAGUCCACGCUUCCUUCGUCACCUCUGGUUUCAGACUCGUCGCGAUCGGACGGCCUGCGUUCGCUGCAGACGCUCUAACUUCCUCUCCUGCUCAAGGCGAAGUUGGGAUCGAGGGGUGGAACGAGUUCGAAGAGUACGCGUUUGUGUAUGCGAAAGGAUCGAAGAAGUUUCUAGUUAAGUGUUUUGCCAUAGAGGAUAAGCUUCUUGUUGAUGCUGUAGAUGAUGGUGGAAAAGAACCUGCUCAUAUCGAGAUAGAAGUUGACAAGUAUGCUGCUGAGUCUGGAGUGGAGGGUGAUAACGAUGCACAGUUCAAGAACUUGGAGAAGUUAGUCACUGAUUUGCAGAAUCGGAUUCUCUACAAGCUUGAUGAAGGACUUAAACCUGUUGUUGCUUCUACGUCCCAGACCAGUUCGGAGAGUAACAAAGUGUCUGAGCCUGGAUAUUACAGUCGAAGGUGGCCUGUUCCAACAGGCCCUCCGGUCUUUGGUGGUUUUGGCGAUGGGAGGAGCAUGCUUGUAGGACCUAAUGAUACUCGCAUGUUUCCCGGAUUUGGUGAUCAUCCUAACUUCAUGAUACCACCAGAACCGGGUGUCCCACCUCCUGGUGUUCGGUAUGAUCCACGUCCACAUAAUGGCCCAGAUUUUGGCCCAGGUUUUGAGCCAGGCCCGUUCAGAAGGCCUCCUCCAAGGAGGCCAGAAGAUGUUCAUCCCGAUCUUCAGCAUUAUCGCCGCGGUUAUGAUGCAGGCUAUAUAGCCGGUUAUGAUGCAUUCUAUAGAUUAGCCCAUAUGCAGUCUAAAGGAAAGCCAUCUUAGAAAAAAAAAAAGAAGCACAAAUUCAUCUUUGUUUUAAUGAUAUAAGCUAUAUUUGCUUUGCUUUUAGUCAAUAUUUCCCUAGCUGUUUAUUUCUUUCUUUGGUUCUGUUGCAUAGCUGCUUAUAUUUAUAACUUUGAUAUAUAUAUAUAAAGUUUUGUUUUAUUUCGCU
Molecule: messenger RNA, 1112 nt
Organism: Raphanus sativus (radish)
Lineage: Eukaryota; Viridiplantae; Streptophyta; Magnoliopsida; Brassicales; Brassicaceae
Product: probable proteasome inhibitor
Exons: 6
Coding region: 47-943 (298 amino acids)
Biological process (GO): proteasome-mediated ubiquitin-dependent protein catabolic process
Molecular function (GO): endopeptidase inhibitor activity; proteasome binding
Source: RefSeq, a predicted model, not a curated record